AGUCUUAGACGACUGCGUCGUGCUAUGACCGGACUUUUUCUUGAAAGGGGAUGACAGCAUGGGAGGCAAUGGCUCCACAUGUAAACCCGACACUGAAAGACAAGGCACUCUCUCCACAGCAGCCCCAACAACUAGCCCUGCACCCUGUCUCUCUAACCACCACAACAAAAAACAUUUAAUCCUUGCCUUUUGUGCUGGGGUUCUACUGACACUGCUGCUGAUAGCCUUUAUCUUCCUCAUCAUAAAGAGCUACAGAAAAUAUCGAAGGGAGAGGCUUCCCAUUUCCCCAGGCCCAUUGCUGAGAUGGGUCCCUCUUCUUUCUGGCACCAUGGCAGAUCACUCCAAGCCCCAGGCCCCAGAUCCUCACUCAGAUCCUCCAGCCAAGCUUUCAUCCAUCCCAGGGGAAUCACUUACCUAUGCCAGCACAACUUUCAAACUCUCAGAAGAAAAGAGCAAUCACUUGGCUGAGAACCAUUCUGCAGACUUUGACCCCAUUGUCUAUGCUCAAAUUAAAGUAACAAACUAACUCAGCUUUUCCAAUGAGGCUUGAAUCCAUUUCCUCUCAUCUCAGCCCUAUCUUCACACAUCACUUUCACUUUUUUACAAAUUUUGGACCACCACCUGUGUGAAACUGCAGUCGGAGUUGUUUAGAUGUGAUCUGGCAAUGCUAUCCAGCAUCUUUGGAGACCAAUGGUCAGUCUUUUCCUGGCCAGAGGAAAGAUUGAUGGCCCUCCCACUUGAACUGACAGCCUGUGAGCCCCUUGGGGGCAUAGACUGCCUUCCUUGGACCCUUCCAAAGUGUGUGGUACAGAGCUCAGUGCACAGAGUAUUCACCCAGCAUCAUGAAUCAACUUGGGAGGAGUCAACCAAAUGAACAAUCUACCAAAAAUUUCAAAUAAAGUCAAACCCCCCACA
Messenger RNA from Homo sapiens (human), 915 nucleotides. RefSeq names its product chromosome 1 open reading frame 162 (gene C1orf162). Gene Ontology annotation, cellular component: membrane. Lineage: Eukaryota; Metazoa; Chordata; Mammalia; Primates; Hominidae. Bases 59 to 526 code for a protein of 155 amino acids. The transcript is spliced from 6 exons. The record is from RefSeq and is marked validated.